Aspergillus costaricaensis CBS 115574 is the source of this 480-nucleotide messenger RNA. RefSeq lists its product as uncharacterized. The transcript has a single exon. The coding region runs from base 88 to 330 and encodes 80 amino acids. Lineage: Eukaryota; Fungi; Ascomycota; Eurotiomycetes; Eurotiales; Aspergillaceae. The record is from RefSeq and is a predicted model, not a curated record.
ACCACCCUACCAACCCACCCCGCCAAACGCCACUUAUCGAUCGACGACGUUCGGCCUCCCUCGUAUUCGCCCCCCUUGCAUACAUAAAUGCAUGCAUGCAUACAUACCGAUUCCGGCUCUGCAUCAGGUUCUCUUUCCCUGUUCAUACUACAUCCCCGCCUAUCUAUCCAUCCACCCUAUCUAGCUAUCCUAUCAAACUCACCCCGCCACCACACACAGCAUAACAUGCAUAUACCUCACCGAUCUGACCCCGAUUAUCUAUCCAAUAAUUCAAUUGAAUCGGCCCUUCAUCAUCUCUCAAUGUAUUCCCCCUUUCCACAAUGUAUGUAGGUGCGGUGUGAUUUUCCUGUCCACCGUAUUCAUCUUCUUACAUAGUUCCUCACACACUGCCAAUUCCCGGUUCCUUGGCCUUUUGCUGUACUUGCUAGGGAUUGGGUUACAGUGCUUUAGACUUCAAUCAAUCAGAUAACCUAAACCUAC